AUGAAAAACUCCGCUCAUAACAUCUAUGGAGAUCUUCCGCAAUUGAGUGUCACUGGGCUUGGCAGAAAGACGUUCAAAACCAAGUACGGAGAUUGUUCAGGAAUAAAGGUGUGGGGAUUUCAUGUCGAGAAGAAAAUCUGGCCAGUGGAGUAUUAUAAACAUCAAAAUGAUUUUUUCUCUUGGACUAAAGUAGAUCUUACAGAACUUGCUGAUGCUCCUUCCCACAACUCAUCGAACGAUCCUCUAGGGACUGAUUUUAAGCUCUUCUUGGAGAACCAAUUACCUGAUGAUUAUAUGCAAAAUAAGGAAUAUUGGGUAUUUAAUGAGGCCACAGCUACUAUCGUCAUCAAGAUCUCGGCUGGGAUUAUUCUUCUUCUUGAAGCAAAGGAUCUCCUUCAGUUUGGUGAGCGUGAUAUUUGUACUUUGGCGAGACAUCAACUUGUGGUCAACGAUGAAAUUCUAGAGAUGGCUACAAAAGAAUUCACAGGAAUGGUUAGUGAAAUUAUCAACAAGAGGAUGUGGGCAGGUGCCUUGGAAAGUUCAGAUGUGAUGAUCGUUGACAAGCCAUGA
Lactuca saligna is the source of this 570-nucleotide messenger RNA. NCBI's taxonomy places the organism in Eukaryota, Viridiplantae, Streptophyta, Magnoliopsida, Asterales, Asteraceae. The record is from the annotation of a GenBank genome assembly.